Yarrowia lipolytica CLIB122 is the source of this 3243-nucleotide messenger RNA. RefSeq lists its product as uncharacterized. The record is from RefSeq and is a predicted model, not a curated record. Lineage: Eukaryota; Fungi; Ascomycota; Dipodascomycetes; Dipodascales.
AUGGCCUCGAUAGACACGUCGACGUCCUCCGGCGGCGAUGAAAAGGUGCGCGAACACCCCUACAAGCGCACGUUGACGGGCCACGCCUUGCCAUACAACCGGGCGUACCCGAACCGUCCUGAGGGCCGAGCCAAACAGCCGUUUCUGCGCCACUACUUCCGCCCUAGCUGGGUCGUGGACCACCUGGACUUUGCCAGCUUCAAAGUCGCGUCGCGAACGUGGGUGGGAAUCUGGUUCGGACUCAUGCUGAUGAUGAUUCCGGGCUACGUCAAGUGGCUGGGUCGAGCGCCGUACCUGACGGCCAUUAUCGGCGUCAUUGUGCCGUCUGGAGACAUGUCGGUGACGGUGUGCUUCAUAGUCAACGCGGGAAUGAUGCUCUUCACCGUCUUUGGCUGGAUCGUCAUGAUCGUGGCCAUGUACAUCAACAACAAGUACUUCCAUGACAGCAUGACACCCAAGCAAAUGACCCAGAUUCUGAUCGAAAGAGGCAUCUGUAAGGCCCCCACCGAUCCCACCGACCCCAAGGCCAUGGCAGCUCUCCAAACCUGUGCCCAGGGAGCCGUAUUUGACGCGCAGUUCAUGACAGCAAAGGGAAGUAUCGUCUACGCCGUGCUCAUGGGCUGCUUUGCCUUCUUUCUGCUGUGGGUCAAGAACAAGUCGCGAAUCAUCAUUCCGGGCUACGUUUGCGGCAUCAUCGCCAUGUCUGUUCUUCUGACUGUGGGUCCCAUGGUGCCUUAUUACCAACCCAUCACUCUAGGAGUGGUCCUCCUGAAACCCGUGGGUCUUCAAUGUGCCAUCAACUUCAGUCUUUCGGUGCUGAUUUUCCCCUUCACCACAGGGUUUCAGUUCACCAAGACGGUGAUUGGCGAAAUCUCCGUUCUUUCCGGUCUCGUCGACUUCCACCAGCAGUUUCUCGGCUCCAGUCUUCCGUCCAACGAGUCCGAGUGGCUCAAGUUCUCCGAGAUUGAGGCCGACGUGACCAAGGCCCGCCAGCUGUAUCCGAAAAUGCAGUCCGAGAGCGCAAUGUUGCAUCUGGAGCUCUCCUUUGCACGCUUCUGUCACCACCACUACGAAGGUCUCAAGGUGGCAGUAGGACGGCUUACCUCUUCCAUGGCGGGCCUGGUCUACUUUUACGACAACAUUGAAAACAUCCGACGAGCCAUCAUCAUCAGUGCAGAGGCAGACGAGGCGAUCCGAGCAGUUCCCUCGCAGGAAGAGUCUGAGACGGUGCCGCCGGUGGGCGUGUACGAAAUGAAGAGUGGUCUACGAAAUCGAACCGCCCUGCAACAAAAGGCCACCCUCAGAGAGCUCACCAUGCAAGACCUGGACCUGCUCAUUCUACAGCUGCGACAAAUGUCAACUCCGUUCAUUCAGGAGGUCUGCAAGUCGCUGGAUGUGAUAAAGCGGUGGCUCGAGGCCGCCAACGUGUACCGAGGCAACUCGCUCUUCUUCUUCUGGAUGUCCAAGAGCUUCAAACAGCAGCAGAAGCAGCUCUCCGAAGAGCUCCGCGAACGGUAUGCGGACUUUCAGCGUGAAUCCAAGGACCUGCUGGAAUCGAAACGGUUUGCUCUGUUUGGAGAACACGAGGAAAACACCAAGUUUGUCACCUUCUUCUUCCAGGGCGCUCUGUACUGUGGAUACAUGAAGAAUCUGUCUGACAGUCUGGACUUUUUAUACAAGAUCCUGCUGGAUAUCGACGAAAAGCACGCCACGCCCUCGUGGAGAUUUGGAAAGGGCAUCAAAAAAGCCAAGGACAACAAGGCCGCUCUUUACAUUAUGAACCAUUACGCACGAGCCGACGAGAAUCAUCUGAAAACAACCCACAACGAAGACUUGGACGACCUGUUCAACCAGACAAUCCAUUAUGCCACCGACCGACGACGAAACCCCGAUGCAAUGCCGCCCUCGACGCCUCUACACAAGUUUGGAGCACGAUUUCGCAAGGAGAUUAUCAAACUAGGAUCGCCUAGUCUGUUUGUUCCUCUCAAGGGAGCCGUUUUCACCGUGCUGUCGGCCUCUCCGUGUUUCUUCACGGCCUCAGCCCCCUGGUUCUACAAGAACAAAAUCAUGUGGAUGGUGAUUAUGACGGGUCUGUCCAUCUCGGAGAACAUGGCUGACAAUCUCUACGGCUUCAUUGCUCGUAUCUUGUACUCCUUCUACGCCGGAGUCAUUGCCAUGGUGGCUUGGUACAUUAGUACAGGCAACGGCAACGGCAACCGAGCUGGAUUCAUGGUGGUUAUUUGCAUUCUGUACUUUGCUUUGUCUUACUACCGGGAGUUUGCCCAGCACACCACCCCCAUGCCCACCAUUGUCCUGGUGGUCACUACGGUGAUCAUUCUGGGCCUGUCUUGGACAGACGGAAUGGGCAUCACUACCCCCACUAUCGGUGUCGGUUAUGCGGUUGCAUGGAAACGGUUUGUGACCGUGGUCAUGGGUCUUACGGUGGGAUUUGUGUGUUCGUGCGUGCCUCGUCCCGUGACGGGAAAGCGGCUCAUUCGAAAGACGCUCGCCAGUAUCAUCAAGGACACCGGCACAUUGUUUUGUCGAAUCAGCGACUUUGGAGCUACUCGACUCGCCAACCCCGAUAUUGAAGUCAAUAGCUCGUCUAUCAAUGAUCCCAUUUUCGGCGCUAUUUCCAACGGCCAGAGCCGAAUUGCGGGCACUCGGUUCCUGGCUUCCAUGAUCCAGUUUGAACCAUCGCUGCAAGGAAGAUGGCCAUCCAAGACAUACAGAGAAGUCACCAACAUUGUAUCUGAACUAGUGGAGCUGCACCACCAUCUCUACGUUGUUCUACAGCAGAUUGGAGAGCCCAGAUACUGGCUGCCCCAUCUCCUGAAGCUCGUGGGAUGGAAGAACCAGCCGCUCAUGUCGCACUACUUUGCCGUUCUGUACAUGGCCCAGGGAGCUCUCUACGACGGCUCACCACUUCCCCAGGUCACUCCAGCUAUGCUUAUGGUAGAGCAUUUGGAGAUUCUGGAGCGACAGUUCAAGAACACCUACGAUACGACUGCCAGAGAAGCCAUGGGAGACACCUCAGACAUGGCUAGCGAUGACGGAACUCCGGGUCUCGAACAAAUCUCUUUGCAGCGAUUGAAGACGACUGACGGACUCUACUUUUCAGCCAGCAUUGUGCUUUCCAACUGUAUCUUUGACCGAAUGGAUCGACUCAUGUUCCAGGUCAAGACUCUUGUUGGAGAGCAGUUUGUGAAUGCAGACUACUAUCGCGACGAUGAGGUGGUUUGA